UGAGGGAUAAUGGAUAAAAAUACGAUUCCGGUGGACUCCCCGUGGUGUUUUGAUCGCGGGAUGAGGUUUCUGUUUCGCAGCAAAUGCAUCGUAAAACAACAAACGCGUGAAAGCAAAAACAAACGAGCGUGACUCGAUGUGUGCCGACCACUAAUGCUAACAAUAUUUCACUUUUCUUCCAUCCCAUUUCCCCCCUCAUUCUUGUCACUUUUCUACCUUUCCCUUCUACUUACCUGCAGCAUGGAAUACAAAAACGAAGGCCACAGCGGCGUCAAUCAGCUGGGAGGUAUAUUCGUUGGCGGUAGACCUCUGCCUGAUUCCACACGCCAACGCAUCGUGGAGCUGGCCCACGCCGGUGCCCGACCAUGUGAUAUUUCGCGCAUCCUUCAGGUGUCCAAUGGUUGCGUCAGUAAAAUUCUCGGCCGGUACUACGAAACCGGUAGCAUCCGGCCGCGGGCAAUCGGUGGGUCGAAGCCGCGCGUGGCAACGCCGGAGGUGGUGAACAAGAUUUCACAGUUCAAGAACAACUGCCCGAACAUUUUCGCCUGGGAGAUCCGGGACAAGCUGCUGAAUGAGCGCAUCUGUACACCGGAGAACAUACCCAGCGUUUCCUCCAUCAACCGGGUGCUGCGCAAUCUGGCCGCCCAGAAAGAGUUUAGCAAGAAACCGCACGCAUCGGACACACUCGGCGAUGAGGUGAGUGGCUAUCUGCAGGGCAAAUCGCUGAAUGAUGCGUCCUUCCUGCACUACAAGUACGGUGAGAGCUGCCGCUCGAUGCAGGGUGCGGAGUCGGUGCUGCGCAUCAACGAUACGUACAGCCGGGCUGGCGGCGGUGGUGGCGGUGGCGGAGGAGGUGGAGGUGGUGGCGGAGGCGGGGGUGGUACGGACCCGACCGAUGUGAAACCGAUCGCGGACGACGGGAAGAACCCGUUUGCGAAACACUGCUUCACCAACCUGGACGCGGUAGUGCCCGGUACGGGGCCGGGCUCCGGACCGGGCGGGCAGGGCACGAAGCAGGUCUUCGUCGAUAACGAUACCGAGCGGUUGAGCUUGAAGCGAAAAUUGCAACGCAACCGUACGUCCUUCACCGUCGAUCAGAUCGAAUUUCUCGAGAAGGAGUUCGAGCGGACGCACUAUCCGGACGUGUUUUCCCGUGAACGAUUGUCUUCCAAAACGAACCUGCCGGAAGCGAGAAUUCAGGUCUGGUUCUCUAACCGACGGGCCAAAUGGCGCCGGGAGGAGAAACAACGGUCCCAGGCGGUAUCCGAGGGCAGUUCGUCGGCAGCGGCCGCAGCGGCGGCAGCAGCAGCAGCAGCCGCGGCCGUCGCCGUACAGAACGCGUCCAUCUCGUCUUGCUCCCUGAACCUGAGCGCACCGCUCGUCUCGCACGUGUACGACUCGAACAUGUGCGUGGAGGACUCGAACAGCAACUACCUGAGCAAAACGUACCCGCUGGAACCGUCGUUCCAGAACCUGGACGCCCUGAAAUCACCACCCGCCCCGAACCAUUCGGCCGCCCCGCAACAGAUCUCGCCGGCCGCCAUGUCCUUCAAGCUAUCCUUCCCAAACGCGAACCCGAACGCCGGCGGCGCUGGUGCGGUCGGGCCGAAUGGUGGCGGCGGCGGUGGUGGUGGUAGUUCGGCCGCCCCGGACGGCUCCACCGCGAACCUGAUGGGUACGGUACCCACCCUCGGCAGCAAUGCCGGCUUCCCGCACGCAUCUACCUCAGACGACAAGUCGCUGUACAACCAUUUCGCCUACUCGGCCGCUGCCAACAUGCACCACAGCUAUUCGGCAGCAGCGGCGGCCGCCGUCGACCAGUCCUACAACGGGAUGUACCUGAAGAACCAGCUGUACAACCUGCCGACCAAUGCCGGCGUCCUCAGCUUCCAGUCCACGCUCGAGUGGAACAAGAGUUAAUGGCACGGGGCCGCCCUCGAGUCGGCUCCAUCAUCGACCGGUGGCGACCGGUACCAGUAGCGCUACACGCCAGCUGCUACUCUUAGCCUGAUUUCUUUGACAUACACACCGUAAAGGGACGCGAACACAGUAGAGCAAAAUACACACACACUCACACACAUUACACAAUUUAAUACAAUUUAACUCGAUGGUGCAUAAGGUGUAACAUGAUCAGGUGUGUAUUGUGUGUGCGUAUCACCUGAUAAAGAAAUGAUCACAACAAAGAUAGAGAGAGAUCGAGAAAGAGAGAGAGAGAGCGCGCGAGGGAGUGAUAACGAGACAAAAUGAAGGUUCUGUUACGUAAAGAAAUGAGUAUAUCAUUGCAAAAACGAUGCAUUCUCGCACACAAAAUGGCGCGGACAAGUGGCGUACGAUAAACGUUACGAGCAAACCCAGCCAGCCAAUGUGGGAAGAAAGAUUACAAGAUGGUUGUUUCUCGUGUUUUGACAUAUAAGCUAUUUUUUAUAAAACGUAAAACAAAACAAAAACCUGUGACCAUUUAAAAAAGGGGGAAACGGAGAAAGUGGACUGGGAAGGGGGGAAAAAAGGGAAGCAAAACAAAUGAAAACAAAACAGUAGCAACGCCAAUAAAGUAUUAAAAUGGUUCGAAAGGGCAAGGAGGUGGAGAUAAAGAGAGAGAGAAAAAAGAAAAGAAAUGAACGUAUUAAAACAAACAAAGCACAACAUCAACAACAAAACUUGAACAAAACAAAAACCUAUCCAAUACUUGAAGAAAAACAAACGGAAUGUACAAUAAA
This is a messenger RNA of Anopheles moucheti, 2717 nucleotides long. Its product is annotated as paired box protein Pax-6-like. Gene Ontology annotation, biological process: anatomical structure development; regulation of transcription by RNA polymerase II. Gene Ontology annotation, molecular function: RNA polymerase II cis-regulatory region sequence-specific DNA binding; DNA-binding transcription factor activity, RNA polymerase II-specific. The transcript is spliced from 5 exons. The record is from RefSeq and is a predicted model, not a curated record. Lineage: Eukaryota; Metazoa; Arthropoda; Insecta; Diptera; Culicidae. Bases 154 to 1920 code for a protein of 588 amino acids.